Molecule: messenger RNA, 4865 nt
Organism: Notothenia coriiceps (black rockcod)
Lineage: Eukaryota; Metazoa; Chordata; Actinopteri; Perciformes; Nototheniidae
Gene: cunh6orf47
Product: chromosome unknown C6orf47 homolog
Exons: 3
Coding region: 697-1593 (298 amino acids)
Source: RefSeq, a predicted model, not a curated record
GAAAUAGUGGCUUUGGAGAAGCUUGCUUUACUAGACUGUGAGAAACACCCACUGUCUCCGUCCCGCUGUCAGUACUCCAGACUCCCGCUGCUGUGUACGUGUCGCCCGGUAGCUCUGUCCGGAAUGUAUGUACCGCCAACCGGAACACGUCGGUUUGUUGACGGCUCGGUUUCCAGCGGUCAGGAGCUCGCUCGGUGGUCCGACUUCUGAUGCUAGCGGGGAGGCUAGCUGACGGUUUGACACGAACUCAGGCUAACGUCACUGAAGAUCUAAGGAGAGACUCAAUGUGUUUUCGGAGUCUCUGAGAAGUUUGUCUAGCAACAUUGUUAACAUUCUGGAGCUGAACCUAAACUCUGAUCUCAACCUACUCACGUGUACUAGCUGGUGCUAACUUGCUCAUAAGCACAUUUGAAGGUAAUGCUCCUGAACGCAACCUUGGCAGCUCCAAAUGUUGCCAGGUUGAACCAAAGACAUGUAGAGGAGAAGCCUGACUUCUAAAUGGCAGGAGGGGUCACCCGUGGUAUUCAGCUGCACUGCCCCAGCACACCCACAGGUGUGUCUGUGGCCUGAGGACAUAUUUGAACAAGUAUUACAACUUCAGCACUGGCAGUUCAUGCAUGCUUUCCCAAUAAGGGAGUCAGAUUAGCUGAGAGUCUCUGCAUCUUAAUUCAACUCCAACAAGCUCUGUGAGAAAGCAUGACAGCUGUGGUGAGCAGAGCGUGGGGGUGGGUGCGCUCCUGGGGGGGCAAGAGUGCUUUGUCAGAGAAUAACAUAGAGGUGAGAGGGGGCCAGGAGCAAGGAGUCAGCAAACAGGGCCAGAGGGGCUGGACCUCCUGGAUCUGGGGAGGGUGGAGGAGUGAGAAAAGCAGUCCGGCGGAGGAGUUCUGGGAGGCGCAGGAGAAGCUUCUGCCAAGAGAAGUUGAAGUCCUCAGCGCCAGGCAACAGGUGACCAAUCCAGAAUCUAGAUGGUGGAAUAAGUAUCUCCCAACUUCUUACAUUUCAUGGCCAGAAAAAGGCGAGCCAAGCGGACUGAGACAGAGGAAACGGGAUGGAGGUACGAGUGACGGUGACGGGGAGGGGGACUUCUCCGACUACGGGACGCCUCCUCCCUCUCCCACGCCCCCUUCCUCAUCUCCUUUCCGACUCUUUGCUAACAGCUGGAAGGUGGACAUCCUCCCAGAGCACUACGACAUCUGCUUCAACUUCCUGCGCCACCUGUUCGAUCUGUUUGUGGUGGGCUUCCUGUGGACGGUGUCCCCCCCCACCAAGCUGAUCCUGGAGGUGUUCGGGGUGCAGGGGCCUCUGAGGCUGUGGCUGCACGGCAUGGCCAUGUUUUUCGUGUCUUCGGUGGGAAUGGCGGGGCUACUCUGGCUGAUCCAGGAGUACCUCCCUCAGUUCGCCCUGAUCUACGGCAUCAUCCAGGCGCUGGUGAUCUCCGUCAGCGUGCGACAGAGCGUGAUACUCGGCGGGGAGGAGGAAGAAGAAGAGAAGGAAGAAGUUGAGGAGGAGGACAAGGAGACGGAGGAAAAGAAAGACAGUUUGGAAUGUGAAGAAAAGCUUGUGUCUGUAAAAGACAAAGUGAAGACGAGUUAGAUUUGAGGCUGAGGAGCUGCUGUGUGUCAGCUGAUGAGGACCUCCAACUGGACCACACACACACACACACACACACACACACACACACACACACACACACACACACACACACACACACACACACACACACACACACACACACAGCUGCCUGGCUUAAUAACUGUUGCACCUUCAUUACACUCCUGCCAGUUCUGCUCAUAUCACUUUGUUUAACACUAAUGAACUGUGUGUAUGGAUGUCUGUCCUCACUUGGUCUUAAUGCUGUCACCACAAUAUCGACAUUACAAGGUUGAGUAACCACUACUACAACGCAAUGAAUAUUGAAGCCGCAUGUCGGGUCAAGAAGAGAAAGCAUAUUGAGGAAGUGUUGCAAUUAAUUUAGCUAACAUUUCAUUUCCUGACUUAGGGAAACGUUGUUUUCUGAUUCACCCUGAGAGAGUUUGGGACCAGGUUAUUGCCUUUGGUGAAUUUUGAGAGGGAAUCGACAAAACCAACACAGCCCGAAUGCCUCGGAGAGAAGGAAAGAAAUGUGAAUCAAGGUUUUUAGUACGACAGAUAUAAAAAUCUUCAGCUUCUAAGAGGUAAACAUUCAAAGUUAUCCAUAUUAAGCGAAUUUGGAAUCAUAAAGGUCUAUCCAGUCGAAGUGCACUUCAAACACUACCUGCUAAAUAUCAUCCCAUCUUUAAUUGAAUUCAACUGAAGCUUGAAGCACUGAAAAUAAGCAUGGGUUUCUGUCCCAACUCCAGCUGGCUCCAACUAACGUUACCACUAGAAAACACGGCACAAAGUUGAAAGCAGGUAUGAGAUUGAAUUGAUAGUUUGUACAGAAAUCCUACGACCACAAUAUUGCUUAUCAGUCUGUGAUUAACCCACUUAGUAUCUAUUUAUGAACCAACCAAUCAGACCUGUGACAUCACAUCCCUGUUUUUGGGGCGGGGUUUAUUCAACAGAAGGCUAACAUCCACAUAUGGAGACGUUCUGAGGAAGCAGUAACUACACCGUAUCCAAGCCAUGAGAAAUGUUGUCUCUUAAAAAUAAAAAAAUAUAUUUUCAAACCGAAGACUAAAUGAAUGGAAUGCGAUGGGAGUCUUUUUUGAGGAACGAGCAUCUAACAGCCAUAGAGGAACACUCAGCUGUGAGUGCCUCUCUCUACAUAUCAGUCUGUUUGCAGCGCAGAGUGCUGUUGUGAACCCGGAAAGAGUAACCAAAAGUUUUAUGUUAGAAAUGUAAAGUAGGGAUCCCCAGCACAUAGAAACUGCCGGAAGCUAAUCUGCAAAUGUUGGGCAAUUUGUACAGUUGGCAUAAGUUGCAUUAAUUAGCAUUAUGGCCUAUGCAGACAAUAGCUAAAUUGGGUUUGCCAAGUUGGCCAAUUUUGGAGGGGCUUUGGGGGUGAUUGAGGAUGUUGAAUCAAUUCCUGACCUUUCCAGGUUCCAUAAUGGCAGUUUUAACCAGAAAGUGGCCAUACUUGUACUCCCGGUGGGCUGAUCUUCAUUCAUUUUGGGUCGAUUUUAAAGUUGUAGGGGACUCAAAACUUCCAUUUGCUAUCCUUAACAUUUCAGAAAUGGAUUACAUAUUCAAUAUACCAUAACAACUGCAGAAAUCAGCCAAGCUAUUUCAUAGCUAUUGUCUGCAUAUGCUAUUUAAAGCUAAUUAAUUCUACUUAUGCUAAUUGUGCAAAUGACCCAACAUAUGUGAGUUAGCAUCCUGCAGUUUCUAUCUCCUACUAUAUUGUUCUACUAUACAUUUCUAACAUAAAACGUUGGGGUACUCAACAACGGGUUCACAGUGCUGGAAAGUAGACUUUAUAAACGUGUUUUGUACUUGAUAUAUGUUCAUAAGAGCCGAUGCCCUGUGGAAGAGAAGAGACAUUUGUUGAAGACUUGACCAUGUACAAUGCAUGAUGUCCUUGACAUUGAGGAAAGACUCAAUAUGCUCCUUGCUCGUUCCAUGAAUCAGAAAUGUGACACAUAACGCCAGCAGCACACGUCCAUGUGUCAUGAUAAGUUUGUUGCCUUUGGUUCUUAUCUGUGCCAUGAUGCUUGUUUCAAACUUUACUCGUUCCUACCAGUAUGUGAUUUCUGGACUUGAAUUGAUGUCAUGCUUUAGAGUUAAAGGUACAACAGUGAAAGUGCACAAUAGCAUGUUUUUCUUACACUCUGUUGUGUUUAAACAUAUGUGACUUGUAUUACACAUUCUCUCUCACAGCAUAUGUGUAUCAUUUGUUAUCCAGAAAGCACCGUUAGUAUCACAGCCUGUCAGAUGGAAGCGUUUGUGUACACUUCUAUACAAUACAAGUGUAAAAAUCUAAUUUGUAUUACAAAGCAGAACCACUACCAACAAUAAAAAGUGAUUUCCAGUGUAUCCCUAAGCAUAACACCGCCAUAAAGAUAUUACAGUGAACAUUACAUGCUCCCCUUUAGGUUUUGGAAAGGCAAUGAAAUUAGAAUCCUGAGCCUUUUUAUAAAGAGCUGAAACAAUCGGUCAACAGAAUAUAUAUUUGCAAAUAUUUUGAUAUUAUUGUUUGAGACUUUUUCAGAAACUAGAGGUGGAGAAAUCAAUAAUGAGAAUACUAGUUGCUGCCCUUUCUUCAAUAGAAUGAUAUUGUUAAUUAAUUAAUGAGUUCAUAUAAAAUGUCUUUCACUAACAAACUAAAAAUAGGCGUUCCAAAAGCUUGUUGACAGUUAAGUUUGCACAUUAUCUGCAAAAAUGAAAUAAAACCAUCCAUUUCACUUCCUUUUGAUUGGAAUGAUGGUAGUGUUGUGCCAAGGAGAGUACUCAGAAGAUCAUUAGGACCCUUUUGAUUUUCAUUUAAGAAGAAUUCAUCUAAUGGGAUUCAUCUCAGAAUUCUGGCAUUUUUUUGAUUUGCUCGGAUCUCAAAAAUAAUUUCACAUGUGGCCCUAAUGCCUUUUCAGUAUUUUACAAACAAAACAAUAGGAUUUCAAAAUUGUAUUUUGCUAAAUGAAAUUUGACCCAUGUGUACAUCUGUGUUGCCUUUAAUUCAUCACAUAUUCCAGUAAUAUGGUGAGGAAAGCUAUUUUGAUAAGAGCAGCAGACACACUGACUGCUGGACCACUGUAUAUCUGUGCUGUCAUUUAACCAACAAGUGAACUAACUGUACUACGCUACACUGAGGCUCAAUAAAUAUUCCCUUUAUUAAACUGUCUGAUUGUAUUUAUCUCCUACACUCUUAUUUUACACACUUUAAAGGUCACCUAUUAUGCAAAAGGCACUUUUUGAUGUAUUUUAUACAUAAAUAUGUGUCCCCGGUGUGU